CUGUCUGUCUGUCUGUCUGUCCGUAACUCUGUCCGUCCGUCGGUCCCAGCCGCCCCAGGUCCCCGGGGAGCCGCGGGCGUGAAUCCUGGCGAUAGCAGCGAUGACAGAGGCCAAUCAUAUCCAUGCAGUGAUGGAAGGGCCAGAAGGAGAUGAUGCCAAGUGCAGUUUCCAUCACACAAUGUUCCUGGAACCCCAAGAGAAGAAGAGGAACGUGAAAGCUCUGCUGGUUAAGCAAGCAAAGGAAACCUGCAGCUGCACCCCAGCCAGAAUUAAAGACUGCGUUUUGGGGUUUUUCCCCAUCUUACAGUGGCUUCCUAAAUACAAACUCAGGGAGUAUCUCCUGGGGGAUGUGAUGUCUGGUGUGAUCGUGGGGGUCCUGCUGGUCCCACAGUCCAUUGCCUACUCCCUCUUGGCAGGGCUGGAGCCCAUUUAUGGCCUUUACACCUCCUUUUUCUCCUGCAUCAUUUACUGCAUCUUCGGCACCUCCCGCCACAUCUCCGUCAGCAUCUUCGGCGUGGUUUGCCUGAUGCUGGGGCAGGUGGUGGACAGGGAGGUGGAGAGAGCUGGCUACGAGCUGGAGCCAGCUGUGCCCAGCGCCCUGCCAGGCCCGGGAGGGCUCGGGAAUGCCACUGGCAACGGGACGGAGCCGCUCUGUGACAGGGGCUGCUACGCCAUGGCCGUGGCCGCCACCAUCACCUUCAUCUCCGGGGUGUACCAGGUGGCCAUGGGUUUCUUCCAAGUGGGCUUUGUCUCCGUGUACCUCUCGGAUUCGCUGCUGAGUGGAUUUGUCACAGGGGCCUCCAUCACUGUCCUGACCUCGCAAGUCAAGUACCUGCUGGGCCUGGACCUUCCUCGGAGCGGCGGCGUCGGCUCCCUCAUCACCACCUGGAUAAACAUCUUCAGGAACAUCCACAGGACCAACGUCUGUGACCUCAUCACCAGCUUCUUGUGCUUCCUGGUGCUCAUCCCAGCCAAAGAGCUGAACGAGCGCUUCAAAUCCAAGCUCAAGGCUCCGGUUCCGGUGGAGCUCUUUGUGGUUGUGGCAGCCACGCUGGCAUCUCACUUUGGGAAGCUGAGGGAGACUUAUGGCUCCAGCGUUUCUGGGCACAUCCCCACUGGGUUUCUGCCGCCGCGCCCUCCGGUCUGGACCCUGAUUCCCAACGUGGCGUUGGAUGCCAUCCCCGUUGCCAUCAUUGGCUUUGCCAUCACCGUGUCCCUCUCGGAGAUGUUUGCCAAGAAGCACGGAUACUCCGUGAGGGCCAACCAGGAGAUGUACGCCAUUGGCUUCUGCAACAUCAUUCCCUCCUUCUUCCACUGCUUCACAACCAGCGCAGCUCUCGCCAAGACCCUGGUCAAGGAGUCCACGGGCUGUAGGACCCAGAUGUCCGGCAUGGUGACCAGUUUGGUGAUCCUCCUCGUCCUCCUCGUCAUCGCACCUCUGUUUUACUCCCUGCAGAAAUGCGUCCUCGCCGUCAUAACCAUCGUCAACCUCCGCGGAGCCCUGCGCAAGUUCAGGGACCUGCCCAAGAUGUGGCACCUGAGCAGGGUGGACACGGUGAUCUGGGGGGUCACCAUGGCGGCCACGGCGCUCAUCAGCACCGAGAUCGGGCUCCUGGUGGGGGUUUGCUUCUCCAUGCUCUGCGUCAUCUUCCGCACGCAGCGGCCGGAGGCGCCGCUGCUGGGCUGGGUGGCCGAGUCGGAGACCUACGAGUCCCUCUCUGCCUACAAGAACCUGCAGACCAAGCCUGGGGUUGUGGUGUUCCGCUUUGAGGCCCCCAUCUACUACAUCAACAAGGAGUGCUUCAAAUCCACCCUCUACAAGCAAACUGGGGUCAACCCCGUGUGGGUGAAGGCAGCCAAGAAGAAAGCGGAGAGAAGAAUGCUCAAGGAGAAGGAGGCAGGGUCUGGGGACAAGCAGAGCAGCGUCCCCGUGGAUUUGGGGUCAGAACCUGUGGGGUUUCACACCAUAGUGAUCGACUGCUGCGCUGUGCAGUUCCUGGACACGGCCGGGAUCCGCACGCUCAAGGAGGUCUGCAAGGACUACGGGGACAUCGAUGUCCACGUGCUGCUGGCCCAGUGCAACCCUUCCGUCAGGAGCUCCCUGCUCCGAGGGGAGUUCUUCAAGGAGGGGGAGGACCACCUGCUCUUCCACAGCGUGCACCAGGCCGUGGACUUUGCCCUGGGCACGCAGGGGCACGGCGCUUCGAAGCGCUAGCUUGGGAAGAGAGAGAUUGGAACGGAGGCUGGGCAAACGUGUCUGUGUGUCUGUGGAAUUGAUGUGUGUGUGCUCAGGUAGCAGGGCAGGGUGGAGCCAGCACACUGGUACUGGGCAAUCUCUCUGCAUUUACCUGCCCCAGGGGUAGUGAUUCCGUGGGAGGUGCUGAAUGAAGGCAGAUCUUCACUUGAUUGUGGCCAGUCUGCAGAUCUUUAAGUUUGCAUAGGGUUGUUCAUCUCAUGUCUCCUCUCUGGAGCUUUCUCAGUUCCACUCUUUUAAGCUGUGAUCAAGUCUUUUUUUGCCACCCUGUCCUUGAGGAUGGGGUGGGAUUUUGGAGUAGUCUGGACAUCCUGUCCAGCUGAAGAAUGAGGCAACUAAUUUCUCAUCCCUCGUUCUGGCAUUGCUUUCCAUCACCACACCCUUGUGUUUGCCAAGGGACGGCUGCCAGGGACUGUUUGCUCUGGCCUUUACUGGGCAGUGCUUGAAUUUGCAACCUCCCUGAAUCUCAGACAGAGAAAUCAAAUCUAUUAGGAAAAUAUCUUAAUGGAUAUCUUCUAACCAAGCACCUCUCAGCUCCAGAGGUUUUGGCACUGCCUCCUAACUCAGCCAGGCCACAAGGACACGGUUAUCUCAUUUCUCCACAGGCCUUUAGGUGCCUGUGCCCAUGGAAAUCCUGCCUCUCCAGCUUGAUUUUAAUGAUUUUUUUUUUUCAUAGAUGACUCCUUAGAAGUCUGAUUCAUUCCUAUGGUCAGUCAAUUGUUUUCCUAAUAUUUAGGAGCUCUUUAGACUUGUGAACAUUGGAUAUAGAAAAUAUCUAGCUCUUUAAUUUUAACCAAAAAAAGUCUCUCCUAGGCAGUUUUUAUGCCAGGUACAGAGAAUCACAGGCACCAAAGUGAAAAGGGACAAAUAGAUUAUCCAGCAUCUGCCCAAAUGUGUCCACGUCACACAGACUUUGUGCAGGAAUGCAGGAUUUAUUGGCUAUAAACCCUUUGCUCUGUCCUGGACUUUAUGCACAGACCAUUGGAAAAGGAGCCAGGAAAAUUCUUUCCUGAACUUUUUUUUUUAAACCAGGUCAGUAUAAAUAGAGCUUUUUACUUUGAUUUUAAAUUCUGUGGAAGUGAAGAGUGCCUGUUCUUCAUGCUAAAAUACAAGGAUAGGAUUUUUUACUGCUUUCCUCACAGCAGUAGAAUACAAUUGUGAAGGCAGAAUUGAGAGAUUACCAGCUUUUCCCGAAUACCAGCUAUACACAGCACACAUCCCUGGAAGAGGGUGCUUUCCUCCCAGAGGAGUUUACAAUCUGAAUUUCAGGUGCUUCACAGCUUUUAAAAGGGAAAGGUGCUGUGAACAGACAAUAUUCUCAUCCUUAAUAAUUCAAAAAUAAUCAGAAGUAAAAAAAAAGGUGUAAAAUCCAUAAUGAAUUGUGAAAUGUUUUCUAAAUAGAAAGAGAUUUUGAGUUUAAACUGUUUUGUUGGGUUGUUUUUUUUUUUUUUUUUUUCUGAGCAAGGACCAGUAACUAUUCUCUUCUUUCUGUGAAAGCUGAAUGCCAUGGAUCACUUCACUCUGGGAGCUUCAGAGAAGGAUGAGGCAGCAGGAAGAUGAGUCCUUUUUGUGUUAACUGAAUUUACUGCAUUUUUGAGGACACCAGAGCAGCAUAGAAGUGCUGGGGGAGGUGAGGGAAAAGGAGACCCUCAGGACAGCUUGGAAAAGGAGACCCUCACUGAUACCCACCCAUUGCACGUCCCAGACCUGGCACUGGUGAGGAAAGAAGCCUCUGUGUGUCACUGGGAAAAGUCUGCUGUGUUCAAACCCCACAGAUGUUCUGCCUCAGCCCCGGGGCCUCUUUAUGAAGGAGAUGAAUCCCAAAUUCUGCUGGAUUUUUCCUUUGCUGCCGUAGCCUCGUGCAGGAGCAUUUUUAUUCUGGGCUGAGGAUCCUUUGUGCAGCUUGGCGAGCUGUGAUCACUGGCUUGGCAUUGCCAGGGAGGAUUGGGCUGGGCUGUGUAAGAGCAGGGUUACAUUUUGAGGCUGUAUUUCAGUUUUUAACCAGAGCUGGUUUGUGUGCAGAGCCCCUGGGUGGGCAGGUUUGUCCCCACAGGGGUGGCAGUGCCAGGGCCUGGGGGAGUCCCUUUGCAGCAGAGUUUGUUCACAUGAUCAGAAAGAAUCUCUGGAACUGUGAACAAAAACCUCCUUGCAGCUUUGAAAUGCUGAUUUUUUUAACUCCUGUUUUGCCAGAGGGCAGAGCAGGCUAGAAGCACUGAAAGUGCUGAUGAAAAAGGACAGCAGGUGGUGGUUGCAAAUGUUUUAUUGGUUUUUGCAAAUAUUCCUGCCUUCCUGCAGCUCCUUGUUCUCACCCCUUUCCUCUGAAGCAUGGGCAGGACACAGGAGAUGAGGAAGAUCAGGGCAGGUCAACCAGCAGUGGGACAAAAGUCAAAUAAAAACUGCUCUGGGUGAUUCUUUCCUCUUCCCCUCUCUCCCAUGUUCUUUCCAUGCUGCCCAGUUGGAGAUUUUUUCACCUGUGACCGUGCACAGGUUUGUGUAGCCAAACUCCAAACCUUUAUUUAUUGAAAGAUGGUUUUGCAAAUCCAUUCCUACCUGUGCCAGGAAGGGAGGAAAGCAGUGUUGACUCCAAAAAGGACCCACUUCCCACAGCUAGUGGGAUGUGUAUUUGUGGCUCCUGGGUAUUUAUUUACAUAAAAGCACAAUAAAACAGUAAUAAAAUUAUUUUUCAGGUAAUUAAAUUAGAUUAUAUCUAAAAGAUGUGCUGAACAUUACCUGGAGCAUGUUGCAUUUGGCCUCAGUGCUGUUUGUGCAGCCUCCAAAUUCCAUUUCCAGCAAAACACAAGAAACUAUUAAAAUGCAACAGCAAAAGCAGCCAAAAAACCCCAGAACUUUUAAUGCUCUUAUUUAAAAUUAAUAAGUAUCAACUAAUGCACACUGCCCUGGCUAAAAGGGAGCUGAAAUAAAUGCCAUUUGCCAGAGAGUUCAGAGCAAUAGGGAGUUGUUGGGAAUUAACUGGAGAUUAAAGCUUAUUAUAGCUGGAAUUUCUCAGAACAGAGGGUUUCAGCCCUGCUCCUCUUAAGCCUGGAAUUGUUUUUUAGCAGUGACACGAAUCUGAUUUGAGCCUCCUGGCAAGCAGCACAUUUUGCUUGACUUUGCUCAUGGACCCUUUGAAGCAAUCCAAUUUUAUCUUUAGGAAUUUGGGAUCACUGAUUGGAAACUUCUCCUCUAAAGCAUUUGUUUUAUAAUGGAAUCCAUAUAUUUCUAUAUUUUGCUGCUGUGUGGUGGAUGCAGCAGCUGGAUCUCUGCACUUAUGCUUUUGUGAUAUUGCUGUCCUGCCCUGGAAAGGGCUCUCCUGCCUUCUGCUGUUUGAAAUGAGCAGUGGUGGGCACGUGCCGGGUUCUGUAAGGGGAAAUCUGCCACACUCGCAGCUUCCUGUGCCUUCCCCCAUCCCCUGGAGCUGUGAAUUUGGGAAGGGGGCCCCUCAGAACCGUUGGGUUUGGGUUAUCCAUCGUCUGGGGCAGGGAUGUUCCUCCCAGGUGCAACCUUGAGAACCCCAGGCCAGACUGGAAGCUGGUAUAAAUCAGUUCAGCUCUAUUCCCAAGUGUCCCAAUCAGCAAUUAUCAGUCUAAAUGAAGAAUUAAGAGAUCAUUAGCACGUUCAUUAAUGACAACAACAGAGCAUUAUGGAAAUGAACUCAGUCUCAGCUGUAUGGAAAUCUCUUUAGCACUCUCCUGCUGAAUGCCAGGCUCUGCUUUUCCCUCCAAACGUUUCGCUUGUCUGAGUGCUCUGACACAAAAACCAUUUUCAGUCCACUUCACAAACCAGGGGCUGGCACUGCAGUGGGCACGGGGAGCUCAUUUUGGGUCUCAUGGUGACACUGCCCAGCUGGGAUUCAGGGAUGCUGAUGUCCUGUCAGGCACUGCAGGACCAGCCUCCACCCUCCUGCUGUUUUUCUUCCUGUGUUUUGCUGCAAGGCUCUGAAUAUUGACUGUAAACAGAAGCAGCUGUGUGUGCUGCUCUUCCAUGUGACCUGCUGCUCAGUUUUCAUGAUCUUUUGAUAAAGCCAAAGCUCCUGAACAGUGAAGUGAGUGCCCAGGGUGGGGACAGAGGUGCUGCCACCAGCCCCUGCCUCAGUGCUGGGCUCACCAACCACAGGUUUGUAGGGAAAAUUUGAUUUUGCCCCACGUCCUGCCCUCAGUUCUGUGUCCAUCCCCUGCCUGGUGGUGGCUCUCUCUCCAUGCCCUGUCCUGUCUGAGCUGUACCCAUUGUUGGUUUUAACUGUUCACGUGCCUUUUUGUCACUGGAGAUUUGUUAGCAUGAGAAUUUUCUGUCAAAUCUGGUAAAAUCACUGGGGUUUAUUCAGCACAAUUAAAAGAUGACAUUUA
This is a messenger RNA of Vidua chalybeata, 6597 nucleotides long. It is a transcript of the gene SLC26A2, whose product is annotated as solute carrier family 26 member 2. NCBI's taxonomy places the organism in Eukaryota, Metazoa, Chordata, Aves, Passeriformes, Viduidae. Gene Ontology annotation, biological process: transmembrane transport. The record is from RefSeq and is a predicted model, not a curated record. Gene Ontology annotation, cellular component: membrane. The transcript has 3 exons. Gene Ontology annotation, molecular function: bicarbonate transmembrane transporter activity; oxalate transmembrane transporter activity; chloride transmembrane transporter activity. The coding region runs from base 101 to 2215 and encodes 704 amino acids.